AUGAGCGCCGAGGAAGAGCAAUAUGACGACAGCACAAUGGGCGCACCUGGCGCACCAACACCGGUCUCGGCGCUGGAGGUGCCUGGACAUACACUGACCAUGGUUCAGGGCGUCAAUGGGUUGACAGCUCGCGACAUCAAAUUAGUCGUGGAAGGCGGCUACAAUACUGUUGAGUCGAUUGCCUAUACGCCACGAAAAGCGCUGGAGCAGAUCAAGGGAAUAUCAGAGCAGAAAGCGUCCAAGUUACUUGCUGAAGCGUCCAAACUUGUGCCGAUGGGCUUCACGACCGCGACGGAGAUGCACCAACGGCGAAGCGAACUCAUCUCUAUCACCACAGGCUCAAAACAACUGGACACUCUGCUCGCAGGAGGUAUUGAGACAGGCUCGAUCACUGAGAUAUUCGGCGAGUUCAGAACUGGCAAGAGCCAGAUCUGUCACACCCUGGCCGUAACAUGCCAGUUGCCUUUCGAUAUGGGUGGCGGCGAGGGCAAAUGUCUAUACAUUGAUACCGAGGGCACCUUUCGACCGGUCCGCUGUCUUGCUGUCGCUAAUCGUUUUGGACUGUCUGGUGAAGAGGUCCUUGACAACGUCGCUUACGCGCGCGCAUACAACUCGGACCAUCAGCUGGAGCUUCUCAACCAAGCUGCGCAGAUGAUGACUGAGACUCGCUUCUCACUUCUCAUUGUAGACUCGGCCACUUCGUUGUACCGCACUGACUUCGCAGGUCGUGGUGAACUGUCGAGUCGACAAACUCAUUUGGCCAAGUUCAUGCGUACACUGCAGCGCCUCGCGGAUGAGUUCGGUAUCGCAGUCGUCAUCACCAACCAGGUCGUAGCGCAAGUCGAUGGUGGACCAAGUGCCAUGUUCAAUCCGGACCCAAAGAAACCCAUCGGCGGUAACAUCAUUGCACAUGCCAGUACGACUCGCCUGAGCUUGAGGAAGGGUAGGGGCGAGACGCGAGUAUGCAAGAUCUACGACAGCCCGUGCCUGCCGGAGAGUGAUUGUCUAUUUGCAAUCAAUGAAGACGGCAUCGGCGACCCGAAGGAGAAGGACCUAGAGGAGAGGAACAACAGUAAUAUGACCAUUGCCAAGGAGACCUCCUCCAAAGUGAACCCUGAAGGGGAUCAGAAUACGUUUAUCUACUACUACGUAUGCAGUUGGAGCUCAUCGCCUGCCUGGUCCGUGCACUUACUAGCUGCACCUGUCGCGACUGCUGUUUUUGUGAGGGCCACUUGCGCGACAACAACAGCCACCCUCCACCACCCCGCUGAUACCUCACACGAACUGCCCUCCUCUGAGCUUGCGCAUGCGAGUAGGAUGGCCAAGAAUGGAGGUUCAUGCCUCUAUCGAGAGGCGCGACUGAACAUCGAGCCCGCGUUCCCUGGAUCGACAAUUGUGUUUACGCUGCCCGCAAGCUCCCUCACGACGUUCGGUUCUCGCACCGCAGCGAAGCGCACUGUGCCCCCCGAGCGCUACGCAGACCAGGACGAAGACGCAUAUACAAGACGGCAUCUGGCCACAGAUGGGUCAAUCUACUUCCGGCAACACCAUGCAUACCCGCGCAGCUUGCUUUGGCGCGUCUUGGAUAACAGAAGGGCCAUCGAGCUGCAGUCGGUCGACCUAGACCACAAUGCCGGUGAUCGGUUCGAGGCAAACCUCACCCUUGUGCUCCAAUUCCCAUCACCGAUCCGGCCAUUUUGUAUAGCCCUUGCAGAGUCCGCUGAUCGUGACGCCCUCAUCAUCUUUGGCAUCACCACCGCAAACGACCUAUACGUCCUGACCAUACCUCGCGACUUCUUCGUCAAUCCUGCAGCCUCGGAGCAGGAUAUAGAAGGGUGGUGCAAGAGGUCAGAGCCUACGUUAUUCAGCGGGCGCAUCCCGUACAGACUUGUUGCAGUCAAUGUUGACGAACUGCUUGUGGCCCUCGACGACGGCGCAAUAUGUCGCAUACACUGGGACAAAGACACCAAGGCGUGGGACGGCUCACGAUAUCAGCAUAGCAAUUGGUCGGUCCGCGGACUUUUGUCCUGGAAAGCACAGCCUACAGUUCGUUUCGAGGGUGCAGAUCUCGCAAUAUCAGCCGCCGCCGCAGUGACGAUGUCUCCAGACAGGCAACACAUACUCUCGGUCUGCUUAGAUCACACCAUACGAGCUUGGAAUGUGGUAUCGGGCAAAUUAGGCGCACACAUGGACCUUUUGGGGCAAACUGAUCGCGCACUGGAAAAAAGUGGCAGCUCUUACUUCAUCGGACCCUCUCAGUCAACUUUAAUGGCAGUUAUCCCAGGUCCACCAGACGGACCUGCUAGUGGGCUGGGUGGCGCACAGUACUUCCUCUUGACGUACUCACCUAAGCAACAUCAGUUCAAAUUGUGGGGAGUUAGGGACGCAGACGAUGCACAGCAUGGCCUGUACGAUGUCUGUGAAGAUGCUGAGCUUAUUCCACCAAUUGACGAGCUCAUGGACACAACAGUGUGGACCUUGGAGGAAUUUCAUAUCGUCCCCGGACCAGCUGGAUGGAGGGGAACGGAGCUCUGGAUCCGUGCAAGGUCCGGCCCAAGUAGCCGCAUCUACUCACUGAAGUUUGACCCUAGCGAUGAUGCCGACACGCUGACCGCGUCAUGGAAGAAUGACUGGGAAUCGGUCGAUGCUGGACUCUUGACACUCGAUAGUCUUAAGAGUAACCCAGCCAACCCCAGCGAACAAGGUCUCGAUAUUGCACUUGGCGAAGUAGACAUAUUUCAGCAGUGGCUGGACUUUCUCCUCUAUCCCGGCCGAUUCAGCAUUGCUACAUUAGAGACCGCUUUACUCAUACUUAGGCGGGACCUUGAUCGGAUACAGACUACGAAGACAGCCAAAGGUAGUCUGAAGGAGCGCAUAUGCAGCACUAUUACAGCUCUCGCCAGUCAUACGCAAGGUGGCAACAAAGAUCUGAAUCGUUUUGAAGAGGCCGUUGCACAACAGUGGCAAGCCUUCUACGGGCUUGUAAAGGACUUGCACAAGCGGAGGGGCGAAUCUCUAUCUCUUGCGUACGACCAGCAAACCGGCACUCCAUGGUUGUUGCUGAGUGAUCAUCUCUCCGCGAUUCGAAGCUGCAGUGAUGCCGAAAUAUCUGCGCUCAACGCCGUAGCCCUGGCGUCGUCGCAUCAGACCAGCACUCCUCUUCGCAAAGCUUUGAGCAGAAGCGAGACGCGCGAUGUACUGCGAUUACUCAACGCUGCAUCUUCUUUCCGAAGGAGAUUGCCAUUAUAUGUCCAGCAAGAGCUGCAGCGCCAGAUUGAGAUGGAUCUCCUUCAGAGCCGGUCACUUACAGUCAUCGACCGCAUGGAACUUGUCGAGAGUCAUAGCGAGCUGAUACAGCACGUUUCAGAUGAAGAUUUAUCGCUGCUUGUCGAGGAACUUGGCACUGAAGUGAAGGACAUAACAACCGAGACCUUCCUCCGAGCUAUCCAAACCCUGGGCUACAAGGACCAAGGAAGAGUAAAUACGCGAAAACAAAUUACGCGCUUCGGACUCAAAGCUCUUCUUCAAGUCUCACAAGAUACAUUGGAGACAGACCACAACAUCUUGCUAGACCUUCUCGUGCUCGUGCUGGUCAUGUUUUUUGAGCUGGAAGGGGAGACACCAGAAGAUUUUGAUGCUUCAGAAGUGUUCAUGGAACUUCUUAUACAAUACAAAGACUGCAUGACUGUCUCGUGGUUGGCCAGUACGGUGUGGGCACACCAAACCGCUACCGGACCUGCCUCAGAAACUCUCAAUCGCACACUCAGCGAGACGCUGAAGAUCAGCAAGAAGCUCCCUCUGACACAAACUGUUCUUGAGGGUAUCUAUGGCGAGCGCGCUUUUGACGUACCCUUGCAUAACGAAGCGAAGACAAAUUUGCUCACGCAAUGGAGUAGAGGAUGGCUAACAUCGGUCUUCAAGGACGGAAACUACGAUUCUGUCGUUGAGGAUACGAUGGGUAUUCUCCUGUUCCAGAAGGAGUAUGGUCUAGCGAUGGACUUUUCGAAAUUUUUGCCUGAAGGCAACUGGGCCACGUAUCUAAAAGGUCGGUUAUAUAUCGCCCAAGGCGAGAAUCAACAAGCUGCCAUUUGCUUCCGCAAGGCUGCAUACCACCUUGUUGGCCUAGUGCUAGAAGCAGAACGCAACUCUUUCUCUGAAGGCCUGGCAAGCUACUAUAGUCAUGUUGUCGGUCUCUUUGAGCAGGUGAAAGCAUACUCUUAUGUUGCUGACUUUGCUCGUCUUGGUCUGAGGUCGUUGACCGGCCAGGAAGAACAGGAGCUGAAGACUGACCUCUUGCAACGGCUGUUCACAGCUUCCAUCCAGACAUUAAGAUACGACGACGCUUACUUGUCGAUGUCGCGGCACAGUGAUGCAGCCUUAAAACACUCGUCUCUGCAGACACUCAUCACCUCCAUGGUCUCGCAGCAGCAAGCAAUGCAAUUACUCAAGUUUCCAUUCGUAGGUCUGGCCGACGAAGUCGACGACACGCUGUCGUCACUCUGCCAGAAGACCCUCAACCUGACUUCUGGGCCACCUUACCAUCAAAUCCUUUACUCGUUCCGCAUAGCGCGUAACAACUUCCGCGGCGCUGCAUCCAUUAUGCACGAACGCCUGCAGCGUCUCAAGACAACGUCGUCUAAGCAUCGAGAUCCCGCGGACGACUCACUGGCACAGUGCUACCUAAUGAUAAUCAACACGCUGUCGUCCGUGGGCAAGGAGGACGCAUAUAUUCUCGCAGAUCAAAGAGUGGAAGGCGCAGGACCGCCGCAGUGGGGUAUUGGGCAAGGCAAGAAGCUUCUCAAGAGACAAAUCGUGACAUUGGACAGCCUGAGGAAGGAAUAUCAGGCUGAAUUGGACCGCGUUGCUGCGAUUGAGAGCGGACAAUUUCCAUUUGUGGAGGCAGCAGAAGAAAUGGAUGUACUGUAA
Messenger RNA from Parastagonospora nodorum SN15, 4926 nucleotides. RefSeq lists its product as hypothetical. Gene Ontology annotation, biological process: mitotic recombination-dependent replication fork processing; mitotic recombination; DNA recombinase assembly. The coding region runs from base 1 to 4926 and encodes 1641 amino acids. Lineage: Eukaryota; Fungi; Ascomycota; Dothideomycetes; Pleosporales; Phaeosphaeriaceae. The transcript has 7 exons. Gene Ontology annotation, molecular function: double-stranded DNA binding; ATP binding; ATP hydrolysis activity. Gene Ontology annotation, cellular component: condensed nuclear chromosome. The record is from RefSeq and is a predicted model, not a curated record.